Molecule: messenger RNA, 3198 nt
Organism: Pygocentrus nattereri (red-bellied piranha)
Lineage: Eukaryota; Metazoa; Chordata; Actinopteri; Characiformes; Serrasalmidae
Gene: tmprss4a
Product: transmembrane serine protease 4a
Exons: 14
Coding region: 629-1999 (456 amino acids)
Biological process (GO): proteolysis
Cellular component (GO): membrane
Molecular function (GO): protein binding; serine-type endopeptidase activity
Source: RefSeq, a predicted model, not a curated record
AAACAGAUUAGAACAGAGAACUCGCUUCCACAAAGACUACAGAGCAAAGGUAAAGGAGUAGGAGGGUGGAAAAGGGAAAGAGCUAUAACUACUUACUCUUCACUGAGACAAGACACCUGUGAAACAGGGCAUCAAGCCUUUAAACAACCAACAGCAGGUAUCCACACCCAAGAUCAGAGAGAGAAAGAGAGAGAGAGAGAGAGAGACACACACAGAGAGACAGAGAGAGAAGGAGGAGGGCAUACAGGUGAAAAGGGCGUGCAAAGAGGUAUCCUGUUGCAUCGGUGGAGGUUUCACGUCGGGGGCUGGGCCAGUGAAAAUAAAUCUGAGCAAACACAGGCAGUUCCAAGCAAAGUGUUUAAGCUUCCGCAAAUAAUGCUUCCAAAUGCCUUUGCGUAUCAGAUAUCCUCAGUUGUGAAGACAAAGAAACAAAGGCAAGUGGUACACAGCAAGUGAAGACGACGAGUAAGAGAGCAAAGCUGGAAGAGAGGGAGGAAGAGUACAUACAUAAAAAAGAAAGGAAGUACAGAGGGGUGGAGAGUCGUACCUGAAAGGUCUCCAGUUUAGACCCUGCCUGAGGUCUUCUUUCUACUGGCAGAGUGCUGCCUCUCAUCGCAGCUACAGAACCAUGACGACUGAUACCCCGGUUGCUGAAGAGAGCCAAACACCUUUAAACCCAAAACCUCGAGUUGUGGUCAGGCCUGGCAGGCACAGAAAGCCCAUGUCUGCCACAACACCACAGAGGAAUACACGGGCAACAUGGAAAAAGGUGAUCACUGUCCUCUGUGUAGUGGUCAUUCUGGCCUUCCUGGCUGUGGCUGCAUACUUCAUUCAACAACUUAUUCAGAGUAAGUACUUUUUCUGCUCCAAGUCAGUGAAGUUCAUUCCACUGCAACAAGCCUGCGAUGGCAAACAGGACUGCACAGACGGAGAAGAUGAGUCUACAUGUGUAACUCACUUCAUGGACAACUCUUCUUUUCCUAUACGAUUGUUCUCCAAUCUCUCGGUACUUCAGAUAUACAGUGCCAGCGAAAACAAGUGGGGAAGUGUAUGUGCAGAGGGCUGGACCCAGCAACAUACUCAGGCAGCAUGUCAGCAGCUAGGAUACACAGUCAAUCCUUCCUACACUACAGUCCAAUUGGAUGAUGUGUCAUCUGAGCUGAAGAUGGUUUUCUAUGCUGUGGGACCAUACAGCAUGCAGUCAAUUCAAUCCCAGAUCUCAAACAAGAAGACGUGCAGCUCAGGUUCAGUAGUCACCCUGUCCUGCUCAGACUGUGGUCCGGAGGCCCCCGAGAGUCGCAUAGUGGGAGGGCAGAGUGCACUUAUUGAGAACUGGCCAUGGCAGGUCAGCCUUCAGCAGAAUGGGCAGCACACAUGUGGAGGCAGCCUGGUAUCUCCAAACUGGGUCGUCACAGCAGCCCACUGCUUCAACAGUAUGGGUGAGGUGAGCAGAUGGCGGGUGAUGGCAGGCAAGACAUACUUCAGCAGCCUGGGAGGUUCCAGUGUGGACAAAAUUAUUGUGAAUAAGAACUACAAUGCACCACGCAAUGACUACGACAUUGCCAUGAUGAAACUCAGCAAACCACUUACUAUUGGAGGCUCAGUGAAGCCAGUUUGUCUGCCACCUCAUAACCUUGGCCUUACAGGAGGAGCUCCUCUGGUAGUGACUGGUUGGGGCAAUCUGCAGGAGGAUGGCAAGCUGUCGUCAGAUCUACAAAAAGCCAAUAUACCUCUCAUAAGCCAGGCUCAGUGUGCUAGUCCUGUAGUUUAUGGUAAUAGCAUCACUUCCAGAAUGCUUUGUGCUGGCUACCUGAAUGGCAAAGUGGAUGCAUGCCAGGGGGACAGUGGUGGUCCUUUGGUAUAUUUUGGUAGGCAGUGGAUGCUGGUUGGGGUAGUGAGCUGGGGUGUAGGCUGUGCCAGACAGGGCCGGCCCGGAGUUUACACUAACGUGGAUCAGAUGCUGAACUGGGUAUACUCAGUCAUGGAGCAGACAUCUUGAGCCAAAGUAGCAGAAAUGCAUUCUUCAAGAGGACAUUGAGUGAGUCACAGGACAAGCUUGCACAUACAUCAUAAAUGCCCUGGAUUGUGUGCAGUCUGGUUUCCAGUAUUCAGGACUGUUCUCAGUUCAUAAUAAGGACACAACGAUCUACCUGAAUGGUUAUACAUGUGACUCAAUGUAUUAUUCAUAACUGAAUUUGUCCAUGGUAAGUGUUGCAUUUAAUUAUGUAUCUCAGGGAUCCAUUUAAGUAAAUAGACUGCCUUGGCCUUUUUUAAUCUGAAGAAGUGUACGAUUGGAGUCUUUAGUGCCAUUUUAUGUUCUGCUUUACAGGUGUCACACUGGGUUUCUUUCAAGCCAGAGCGCUGUAGACGUCAUCAUCCUUCCUCAUUAAACAUACCUGAUUUAACUCAUCAGCUAAUUAGCAAAGCCUUCUUGAGUUGAAUUAAUAUUGUGAGAAGACAAAAAAUCACUAAUCUCUGCAGAGCUUUGAUCCAGAAAGAGCCCAGUUUGAUACACCUGCUAUUCAGUGGUUUUGCACAUUCAUUGUACCAAAGAAUAUGUGAGCCAUGGAUGUUCAUUGCAGCAUCUCUGGUAUUAUGUCCCUAAUUUUACUGGGGUUUUUCAUUUGCAUGUCUGUGAAUUAGAAAUGUGUAUUAUUCACUGGGAUUUGGUUAAAAAAAUGCAAUCUGUUAUUUGUGUAUUUGGAGUCAGGGGGCCUAAAUGACAUUCUGAGUGAUUAAAGGUUAUGCAAAACUCUUACUAAACUCAGUUUAUAGUCAAAAUGAUAAAAAUUGAUAUCUUGACCAACACCAAGAAAUGGAAGGGGGGCCUCAGCAAUGUGUACUGGGCAAAGCACUGUAUGUUCAUUGUAUGUUCAUUGUAUGCUUUGUCACAGAUGUAUUUUUGAAGGUUCUGUUGGGUUAACAGCUGAAAGUUGACUUACUCUUGUAAGAGUACUGAUUGUGUACUUUUUCAUUUGUGUGUGAGGAUGGUCAUAACUUUGUUACACUAAAAAAGCACAGCUGAUCACACUGUGUUAUGACUUUCCUUUAAGGUUUGUUGAAAAUCAUGAGCCGUAAACUCAGUUUGUAUGUGACAUUAGUGAUUCUGUAUUCGUUUGCUUUUUACUGUAAACCUGAGCUUUGUGAUAUAAUUUAUUGAUGUAAAUACUACACAAAUAAAUCAUAACAUUUGUGGGA